This is a messenger RNA of Doryrhamphus excisus (bluestripe pipefish), 1946 nucleotides long. It is a transcript of the gene spint2, whose product is annotated as serine peptidase inhibitor, Kunitz type, 2. The record is from RefSeq and is a predicted model, not a curated record. Gene Ontology annotation, molecular function: serine-type endopeptidase inhibitor activity. Lineage: Eukaryota; Metazoa; Chordata; Actinopteri; Syngnathiformes; Syngnathidae.
UUUUACCUGUCUAGCAGGUGACGUAACUGCGUCAUUAAAAGCAGGAAAGGAGCGAGACAGCUCCCUAUUGUUGUUGAUUUUUCUCAAGGUUUAGUUUUUGGUCAGUUUGGCUUUUUUAUUCGCUUUUAUUGUGAGUUACGAAGAAGAGCGACUAAGAUGACGAUGAAUCAGGUUCCGCUCAGGUGUCUUCUCUCAGCCGUCGUCGUCUUCGGCUUGGUUCUGGCCUGUGAGUGGGAAUUGAAUGAUCCGAAACAGGAAGUGCGAAUCACCGACGGAGUUGAGAUUCUUGGCUGGCGUUUAGCCGAUGAGUGCCGACAGGAGUGCUGCUUGCUCCCCGACUGCGACAUUGCCAUGCUCGACUUACGGGCGGAAGGCAGCGAGCAGUGUUUGCUGAUCAGCUGCACUGGGGGCGGCACGGACGCCUGCGUCUUCCAGCCCAGCACUCGGUACGAAGUUGUCGGCAAGAAAAAGCCCUCCCAUGUCGAGGAGCCCAGUGAACAACCGGAACCCAACGACGAACAAGGCAAAAUCAACAACCCGUGUCACGAGCCCAUGAAGGUUGGCGCGUGUCGUGCGUACUUCCCCAGGUAUUACUACGACGUGGCCAACCAGACCUGCCGCAUGUUCAUCUAUGGCGGCUGCGGGAAGAACGGCAACAACUUUGACACCGUGGAGGAUUGCCAGGCAACCUGCGGUGGAGACACAGUUGAGUCGAAGAAAUCGCCGAGAAGGGCUCAACCCUUGAACACGACAACAGCUGUACCUUACGCUGACCUUGCUGCUGAUGAAAAAGCUGUAACUGCUGAGGUAUAUUCCGAGCGCUGCGAGGCGUUGCCAGAAGUGGGGCCUUGCCGCGCGGCCUUCCAGCACUGGUACUACAACCACGAGGCGGGCGAGUGCAUGACGUUCAUCUACGGCGGCUGCCGAGGCAACAAGAACAACUACAUGACGCGGCAGAGCUGCGUGGACGCUUGUCAAGUGUCCGUGCUGCCGUCCACCAGGAGGCGUCUUCCAUCCCGUGUGCCUGAGGCUGAUUGUGUGUCUCCUCCUGCCACGGGUCACUGCCGUGCCGCCUUCCCAGCCUUCUACUACGACCCGGCCACCGCCAGCUGCCAGCCGUUCAUUUACGGGGGCUGCAGUGGCAACGGGAACCGCUACCAGAGCGCGGAGGAGUGCAUGGCCAGCUGCGGCACGCAAGGUUCCUUCGACAAGCGGUUGAAAGUCCGCAGCCGCUGGACUUCAGCUUUCUUUGUACUGUUGGCGGUGGCGGCCAUUUGCAUCCUGCUGGCGGCCUCGCUCGUCAUCACCAUGCUGAGACGCCGCCAUCUCUCCCGCAGCGCCUCCACCGUCAGUGACAAAGAGGAGCUUCUCCCAGACGGGCGCUCAUCUCGGGAGUCUCUGAACUUCCCCGAGAACCCCGCGGCGAACAAGGCCUGAGGGUCCUCAGCGACAAGGACACCUCAUUAGAUAGUGUACCUAAUGAUGUGGGCGGUGAGAGGACAUUCCUUCCUGUUGAUCAGUGAUUCUACUUCCUGCCUUUAUGCUACACAGCCGACUACAAGGGCUUUUCAUGUGUUAACGUUAUGUUGGUUUAAAAGAGUCAAUCUUUUUUUUUCGUGUUUUAUUGGCUGCAUGAUGCCGCCUUCAGUGUGUGUUGUAUUUUUCCACUGACUCUUGACUCCUGUGGCUUCAUCUCGACGAUGUUAUCUCGUAUGAAAUCAUCACGCACCACCAUUUACGGUGUGAUUUUUAUAUUUUAAUAAAAGUUGUCUCCCCCUGCUGGCCGUCAGGCAUAAAUACAUCAUAAGCAUAAGAUUGUAUGAUCACCAUUUUGCAUAGCUUGCUUUCACUUUAAAAAAACCAAAUGAUUAAAUAAAAAUGCAUCUCGGUGCAAAAGUACAAGUGAUCGAACAUUGACAAUAAAUGAAAUGAAAUCAAAUAGUAAA